CAAAAGGCUGUAAUACUUUUGAUGUUUGUUUCGAAUAUUACAACAUUGUCAAUUGCUAGCUAAUGUCUUAGGUUAUCAUGUAAACUUGCUGAUGAGUGGACGAAAAUAAAAUGCAGCCUAUAACCCAUGUUGUAGCGCUAACUUUAAUGUUUGUGGUUGCAAGGAGUGUAGAUUAGGCCUUUCAUAAACAGACGUAUGAAAUGACACUCUUCUCUGUUCAGCUUACUUGGACCUGCUCGUUGCAGAACUAGUUUAAAUUCACUGUUUCUAUUGUGCAUUUAAAAUGUACUUUUACAGAGCAAAGAGAAUGUGCAUGUUAAAUAAAAGUUCUGUCAAGUUAAAUAAUUCCUUCAUUGUCACUGCCUCACACGCUCUUGGGUUAAAAACUGAAUAACCAACCGUACCUUCUUGCGAACUUGCUAAAGCGCUGCUACAUGCGUUUGCGCGCAAUAUCGAAGAAACCGCAUGGGCUUCACAACACAGCACAAGACUCGUGAAUGACUCCUGGCGGCUGUAGAUGCGAGAGCGCGCGUCUGGCACGAGCGAAGUUCACGGCGCGUUCCCGCGCUGCCGGAGAUCUCCGUGCCGUCUCCGCCUGUCCACCCUAAACGCGCUUUGUUUCGUGGGACAAACGCCAUAAAAUGGAAAGGAUAUAUAGAAUCGUCUAGCUUUUGCAAACUCCAGCCAAACAACUUUCUGACAAUCCUCCUCGUCGUUCUUCAUCUGUAACCAUGGAGACGGUGGUGAUCGUGGCCAUAGGUGUACUCGCCACCAUCUUCUUGGCAUCAUUUGUGGCGCUGGUGGUUGUGUGCCGUCAUCGUUAUUGCCACCCUCCGGACUUCCUGCACCAGUUUGACUCCAAACCUACAGUGGAUCUGAUCGGAGCGAUGGAAACUCAGAGCGAACCGUCAGAGCUGGAGCUGGAUGAUGUUGUCAUCACUAAUCCUCACAUUGAGGCCAUGCUGGAGAACGAAGACUGGAUCGAAGAUGCCUCUGGUCUUGUGUCUCACUGUAUUGCGAUUCUAAAGAUAUGCCACACUCUCACUGAAAAGCUUGUUGCGAUGACAAUGGGCUCUGGAGCAAAGGUCAAAGCACCUGCCAGCCUCAGUGACAUCAUCACCGUGGCCAAACGCAUCAGCCCAAGGGUGGAUGACGUGGUUCGAUCUAUGUACCCUCCACUGGACCCCAUUCUUCUGGACGCCAGGGCCACAGCAUUACUAUUGUCGGUCAGUCACUUGGUGCUGGUCACACGAAACGCCUGUCACAUGUCUGGCAGCCUGGACUGGAUUGACCAAUCACUGCAUGCAGCCGAGGAUCACAUGGUCGUGUUGAGAGAGGCGGCUUUAGCAUCUGAACCAGAGAGAGGUUUGCCAGAGAGAGAGCUGUCAAUCUGAGUCACUCACAAACCUGUGGCAGAAAUGCUGUAUAUACAGUACACACAUUCAAUGCACCUGUAAAGAAUGAUAUUUAGUGGACAAUACCUCAGCACAUCCAUGAUAUGACAGAGAAAGGCAUCUUAGCUUAGCCUUGCUUUCAAACAUUGUUUCUUUCUCACUCUUUCACUGCAUCUCAGUUUUAUCUCUGUUACAUUCCAGUUUAAUCGCUGGUCAUCCUGUCUGAUAUUUCCUCAUGCUGGAUUUAUAUGUCGAUACUAAUGCCAAAAAAAUGCCUGAGACAGUCAACAAAAACAACAACAACAAAUAGUAUAUUCUGUAAAUCAAACAAGGUCUGUAUUUUCUUUCUUGUCUCUCUUAUUUGAGACUACAUAGUGUAUUUCUUUAAUCAAAUACAAUUUUUCAUACAUUAUUUACGUUUUCCAUUAUUAGCAUCAAGAUUUAUGAUGCUAAGAAUUUUAUGAUCUUUUUGCUUUUAUUUCUCUCUCUAAAAAUACACAAAAAAAAGUUAAGAAGCAGAAAUUAUGGUUCAUUUCCUUUUCUCCAGUUCGUUCUUCUUUGCAGAUCAGUUUGUAAAUGGUCAAUUCACAACUUUAUGUCACUAUUGUACAAUCACGUUCAGUUGAUAUAUCACUUUCGUAUUAGUAUUCUUCCUCUUUUUCCUCAGGUUUGGGGUCAGUAAUAUUUUUUAACAUUUUUGAACAAAGUCUCCUAUGCUCACCAAGGCUGCAUUUAUUUGAUCAAAAACACUGUAAAAGCAGUAAUUAUGUGAAAUAUUACAAUUUAUUUGAGGAUUCUUUGAUGAAUGAAAAGUUCAACAACAGCAUUUAUUUGAAAUAGAAAUCUUUUGUAACAUUAUAAAUGUUUAUCCUGUCACUUUUGAUCCAUUUAAUGGUUAGCUAGCUGGUUGUGAACAGUUUGCAGCAAGUAAAGCGCACUCUUUUGUCUAUCUGCUAUCUAGACAUGGCAUGUAAUUUUUCACCAGAGUCACAUGAAGUCUAAAUCCACACUAAUUCCUUCUCUCAACCCCCCGCCACACUUCACACUUUCAGCAGCCACACACACACACACACAGAUACACACACACACAUUCAGGACUCUGUCAUUUCAUGUACUGAAUUCAGUUAUCAAUCAUAUACUAUUCAGUUUCAAUGCUAAGAAUAUAUUGCAACAUUCAGUUGUUGAUUACGAGUGUUUCCUCUUUUCAUUUCCUCUUGGAGCAAUCUUGUUACUGACAUUUCUUGUUUGUUCCUCUAUUUGUUCUUUCAUUCUCAUACUGUUUAUGCAUUUGAGAUUUGUAAAGGUGAAUAAACAUUUCACAGUGAAAAGAUGUCAUGGUGUUUUUAUUUUAAAAUAAACAUUACUAAAUUCAACUGUAAGUUCAGUAAAACAACCAGACCUCUAUUCACGUGCUGCUUUGUGUAGAGUGCGAGAAAGAGGGAGGAGAAACAGCUGCAAUGGAGGAAGGGGAGGAAGAAAAGAAAAACAUGACAGCUAUUUCUCAAAGUCAGAGUAAACAGUUCUGUUUAGCUUCGAGUAGAAAGUUUUUGGCCAAAAUGAGCGCUGGACAUUAGGCAUUAAAAAAAGCAGCAGACUGAAAAGAAGCAGAGCGAAAGGACACACA
Onychostoma macrolepis is the source of this 3018-nucleotide messenger RNA. It is a transcript of the gene tmem98, whose product is annotated as transmembrane protein 98. The coding region runs from base 732 to 1394 and encodes 220 amino acids. The transcript is spliced from 7 exons. The record is from RefSeq and is a predicted model, not a curated record. Gene Ontology annotation, cellular component: endoplasmic reticulum. Lineage: Eukaryota; Metazoa; Chordata; Actinopteri; Cypriniformes; Cyprinidae.